Tetrapisispora phaffii CBS 4417 is the source of this 1824-nucleotide messenger RNA. RefSeq names its product Mud2p (gene MUD2). Gene Ontology annotation, cellular component: U2-type prespliceosome; U2AF complex; nuclear speck. Lineage: Eukaryota; Fungi; Ascomycota; Saccharomycetes; Saccharomycetales; Saccharomycetaceae. Bases 1 to 1824 code for a protein of 607 amino acids. Gene Ontology annotation, molecular function: poly-pyrimidine tract binding; pre-mRNA 3'-splice site binding. The transcript has a single exon. The record is from RefSeq and is a predicted model, not a curated record.
AUGUCUAAUAAUGGUAAUUCUUUGGAGGAUUUGAGAUCGAAAAUUAUUGCUUCAAUGGGCCAUGCAGGAGAAGGUUCCGAUGAGCAAAAAAACAUUUUGGAACUAAAUAGGAGACAGAAGUACAAUGGUACUCAGGCGCAAAGUAUGAAUGUUCGUAAACCAUCAAGAUUUGGACCAGGGAGUGGCAAGAACGGAGUCGAUGAUCCAAGGAGAGGUACUGGCCCUAAUGCUUACAACAGACGAGAUGGCAAUAAUAAUAGGCAAGCAGAGUAUAGCAAUUCUAACCAUGGUUAUGAUAACGAUGGUAGAAAUACUAGAUACCAAAGAUAUCAAAAUAACUAUUCUAACCAGCGGUACAGAUCAGGAGAGAGAUACCAACAGAAUAAUGAUAGGAAUCCACACGCAAGAGAUUACCAACGGAAUCCAAGGACGGUGGGUCCUGAUCUACAACUGCAGGAUGUCAUAUCUAUUGACAAACGAGAGCGCAUGAAACCAUCUAGAUGGGACAAGACUCCAAAGGGGUUUGAAAAAGUAGCUGCUGAGAGAGCCAAACUUUCUGGUUUAUUUCCUCAACCUGGUCAACCGCAGAUUGUCGACAAAAGGAAACUGGCUAGUGUGGUGUAUCAUAGAGGUAGAAAGAGCAGAAGAACUAGGAUUCUAUUCGAAGACGAUGCUGUCGAGAACAUUAAAUUCUCCAAAACAAAUUCACAGGUGGUUAUCACAUUGAAAGAUGAACGUCUCAACAUCGCUUCCAUAGUUGUUGAGAUAAGAAAGAUUGUUGGUGAUAUAAUAAACAGUUUCGACUACGACUAUGACUUAAAAGACGUUAGACACAACUCCGAUAAUAUAGUUCUAGAGUUCGAUUGUAUGGAAAUCAGUACUGUCAUCCUUGGUUGUCAAAACUACAUUAACAGAAAGUUAAACGUCCCAACUCCUGACAUUGAAUGGAGCAGACCUGGAUGUUUUGUAUUGCAGACUGGCCACACCAGCGAAUUAUGUGACAGAGAGAUUAUAUGUAUUCAAGACUUUGAUAUAACAGAGAGUGAGGGUGAGUUGAGCGAUGAUAAAAUCAGGAAACAACUUGAAGAUCUGGGUGUCAAGAACAUCUCUCAUCUCAAGCCAGUUUAUAGAAAAUCUAGAGACACUGCCGAGGUCAGGAAUGACUCCUUGCUUGCGAGUGGCAAGCAAGUUACAGAGACCAGUACGACCACAAAUGACUCGUCAACGAUGCCACCACCACCUCCACCGCCUGUGAUUGCAGACUUGACCGAAUUCCGUACCUCGGAAAAAGAGUUCACAAACUGUGUCGUGUUAAAACUUGAUAAUACUAAGAACGAUAACAGUGAUGAUUCCUCUAGCAAAGCGUUUUCGAUACUACAAGAGAAAUUCACAUUGUGUAAACCAAACUACACAGACCGAGUGCAAAACCCAGAAGACCUCACUUUCCAAUCCCUACCUAAAAUAGUUGGCCAGCAUAACAAUGUAUUUGAAUCCCGGGUAUUACUAUUACUGAACUGUGUAGACCCAUUGGACUUAAAAAAUGUUGCUUUCAUAGACGAAAUCAAAGACACCUUUUAUGAACGAUUCAACAAACAAGAAGAAAAAGACCCGAUACAAGACAUGAAAAUUAUCCAACCAAAUGCAAACUACCUCCUAAACUUCAGCCAUCUUCACGAAAAUGUCGGUAACAUAUACAUCCUCUUCUCUAACAUCGCCCAAGCCAGGCAAGCAAUGCAACAACUACAAGGUUCCAAGUUCAACGAUCGAACCAUCCUUUGUUCAUUCUUCCACGAGACCGAUUACCAUAACUUAGAGAUAUUAUAA